AUGGUGACAAUUCAAGAGCGAAUUGCGGCCUUGAACCAGGCGCAUAUUGAACGAGCACCCGGUGCUUUUUCUUCUCGGGAAAUCAAACCAGAUCUGCCUGGCCCUAGACCUCCCAUUUCCGAGAGAGACAUUCCCAAUGCCAACCAUGAUUCCCGCUCCUCCUACACCUCAGUUAAAGAUCAUAUUAUACUUCCCCCACCGACGAUCACUAGGGCGGGCCAGAAGGUCCCUACUCCCCCACAAAGGCCAAAGAAGUCACCGCCUCCUCUGCCUGCGAGAAAAGCUACGGCUACGGCCCAGUUACCUCCGCUGCCUCAGCGCAAGUCAUCCGAUAUCUCUCACCGGAGAAACUCUGGCGAUUCUUCAAUCUCCACCCCCUCCAUAUCCGCAAACUCAACAACUUCAACUGGAAAUGGCAGAUCACCUCCUCCCAGGUCAAUCUCGUCUGAAAAAACAGCGACCUGCAGGCUGGCACCAGAAUGGGGAGAAAUUUCCCUUCCUCCAUUGCCUCCAAAGAGAAAUGGGAAUAUAAAUGGAAACCAGACGCUGAGAUCUCAAUCGUCUGUGGGGGGCCUUGAUUCGGAUUGCCAGCCGUCGUCCACCUCUGUCUUAUCCGUUGCACAGAAGUUACCCAUUCGGUCAACUUCAUCUUAUGCCAAUGGCCUACCUCCUCUUCCAUCGCGGAAAUCUGCGAAUGAUGAUUUUGCCAAGCCCCCUCAGUUACCCCAGCGAAAAAUCCCCCAACCUGUCCCUCCAUCUAGCGCCCUUGAGAAGAUAAAGGCGUCGUCCUUUGCUACUAUAAAAAAACACUCAACAAGUCACGAACCGGUAACCGAUGGCUGCGAAUAUGUCCAACAGGCCAAUUGCUCAGCCCCUCCUGUACCAAUCAGGUCUCGUCCUGAUUUGUCGAAGAUACAAGCAACAAAACCACGCAUUCCUCUCUCCCCAGCUCCUGCUACCGGCUCGUCAGAUCUCUGUAUGAUAUGCCGUGAUUUUUCUGGCCCGGAUAAUCACGCAGCAAAAUUCCCCAGGCAAUCACUUCCUACGAAUGAUCUUGCCAGGCUCGCCAAUCAACUCACCGCUCCUUUCCCAUCUCUCACGGAUAAAGCCCGUGCGAUAUUUACCUGGCUCCAUCAUAACAUCGAUUAUAAUGUUGACGCAUUUUUUAAUAAUAACUUGACACCCUCAACACCAGACAGCACCUUUGCCACCGGCCUGGCAGUUUGUGAGGGAUAUGCUGAGCUCUUCGAACGGUUGGCGACGUUUGCUGGAUUAGAGGCCCGAAUAAUUUCAGGCCAUGGCAAAGGCUACGGCUAUACUCCACUUCCACCAGGCUCCCCAAUACCUCCAUACAACGGUAACCAUGCCUGGAACGUGGUGCGCAUUGACAACGGACGCUGGAAGCUCAUCGAUGCCUGCUGGGGUUCCGGAAAUGUUAGGGGUAAAGGUCAACCGUACAACAAAGAAUUCACCCCGGAGUAUUUCACCAUGACCAACGAUGAGUUCGGCAACAAGCACUUCCCAUCCAAUCCGAGCGAUUUUUACCGUGAUGACGGCCGUCCAUGUAUAUCCUGGGAAGAAUAUAUGAGCAUUAACCCUUCCAUGCCAAAUGGUGUUGAGCCUCCUAUCAUAUAUACUGGUGUAAAAGCGGAACUUGGAAUUGGAGAAAAAACACUCCUGCCGCGAUCGAAGAAAAUUUCCAUUCACCAACAAUCCCCGAUACGGUUUCAAUUCGGCCUCCUUUGCGAACACUGGACGCUGGCGCGAAGUAAUAUGCAGACUCCGUAUCUCUUCAUUCUAAUGGCUAAUGGUAUUGAUGGACGCAAUAAGGAAUAUCUUCCCUUCCAUUAUGUACGUGGAUCUGGUCCAGGUGCUGGCGGGGACAUUUGGUACCUCGAUGUCCCCAAUCCUCGUAUCUUGGGUGCCCCGGGACAGAAACUGCACAUCUACAGGGUGACGAGUUUUGGAGACAUGCGGGAUACUCAAGGUCUUACCAGAGAGGAGUUCCUCCGUGGCAUUGGAAGGGUGGCUAUGGGAUUUGGGGGCGUUGCGGAGUGGGAGCUUAUAUAA
Paracoccidioides brasiliensis Pb18 is the source of this 2070-nucleotide messenger RNA. RefSeq lists its product as uncharacterized. The record is from RefSeq and is a predicted model, not a curated record. The transcript has a single exon. Bases 1 to 2070 code for a protein of 689 amino acids.